UAUCCUUCUAUUCUAUAGGAUUCUGUGAAGGGUAAAUUGGGAAUUUUAAUGGGAAAGCUAAGCGUUUAAUCGAAAAUUUGGAACUUUUUCCGUACAACGAAAUGAACGCUUACUUCCACUUCCACAUACGCCGCAGGCGGACCCUCCGCGCUCUACAAGCACCGUUUCGCAGGAAUUUCUCCGGCCAUUCAUGGCGGUCCAUUCCGGAACACGCUCUCGUCAUGUGCCCUGCUCCUCCACCUCCAUCAUAUUCACAGCAGCUUUGUCCGUCCACUCAACCGCACCCUAUUCCAACCCAAAAUUUCUCGCAAACCAACUUCUCUAUCAUAUCCAGUUUCCUGAGAAACCCUAACAUUUCUUCCGGUUCGGAUCUCCAUUCCGAAUUAAACCGGACUGGCAUCGAACCGGAUUCAGGCUUGGUACAAGCUGUAUUUGAACAUUUCGACUCCUCUCCUAAGUUGUUGCACACUUUGUUUCUCUGGGCCGAGACCAAACCUGGGUUUAAAUCCUCUGUGACGCUGUUUAAUUCGAUGAUUAACGUUCUUGCUAAAGCGCGAGAGUUUGAUUCUGCCUGGUGUAUGGUGCUUGAUAAGAUUGGCGAGGAUGACGGCUCUGGAUUUGUUUCUAAAGAAACUUUUGCAGUUUUAAUCAGACGCUACGCUAGAGCAGGUAUGCCUCAAGCUGCAAUUCGGACGUUUGAAUUUGGUAGCAACUUAGACCUAAUUAAUAAUUCUGAUUCGGCAACGAGUUUUUUUGAAAUUUUAUUGGAUUCCCUUUGUAAAGAAGGGCAUGUUAAGGUAGCUUCAGAAUAUGUAUAUCAGAAAAAAAAACUGGAUACGGGUUGGGUUCCAUCAAUUCGGAUUUAUAAUGUAUUAUUAAAUGGCUGGUUUCGUUCAAGAAGGCUGAAGCACGCUGAGAGGCUUUGGUUGGGAAUGCAAAAGGAGAAUGUGAAACCAAGUGUUGUAACAUAUGGUACUCUUGUUGAAGGAUAUUGUCAGAUGCGUCGAGUUGAGAGGGCAAUUGAGUUGGUAAAAGAAAUGAGGAGCCAAGGAAUUGAGCCCAAUCCAAUAGUGUAUAAUCCAAUUAUAGAUGGAUUAGCUGAAGCACGAAGAUUUGAUGAGGCAUUAGGGAUGAUGGAACGGUUUUUAAUUUGUGAAGAAGGCCCCACUAUGUCCACUUACAAUUCUUUGGUGAAGGGUUAUUGCAAGGCAGGUGAUCUUGCAGGGGCUAGUAAAAUCCUUAAGAUGAUGAUUAACAGGGGUUUUGUGCCCAGCCCCACAACCUAUAAUUAUUUUUUUAGGUACUUUACAAAAUUCAGGAAAAUUGAGGAGGCAAUGAACCUUUAUACCAAGAUGAUUUCUACUGGAUACAUCCCAGACCGGCUUACUUAUCAUCUUCUGUUGAAGAUGUUGUGCGAGGAGGAGAGACUGGACUUGGCAGUUCAAAUUAACAAGGAAAUGAAAUCUAGAGGAUACGAUGCAGACUUGGCUACUAGCACCAUGUUAAUUCAUUUGCUUCUCAAAAUGUACAAGUUUGAAGAGGCUUUUGCUGAGUUUGAAGAUAUGAUACGCCGGGGAACUAUUCCUCAGUACCUUACUUUCCAGAGAAUGAAUGAUGAAUUUAAGAGACGAGGUAUGUCUGACAUGGUACAGAAACUAUGCAAUUUGAUGUCUUCUGUCCCUUAUUCAACAGGGUUGCCAAAUACGUACAGUGAAGAUAGAAAUGCUUCCCGUGCUGCUGCCCUUGCAAGGAGAACAUCUAUAAUGCGAAGAGCUGAAGCAAUGUCUGAUUUGCUAAAGACUUGUAGAGAUCCAAGAGAAAUUGUAAAGCAUAGAAGUUCACUUGAGACUGCUGUAUCAAGUGCAAACCAAUUGAUGGAUGAUAUGAAGAAAAGAUUGAAGCUGAUGUGAAGCCAUUACUAGUGAAAUAAUAGUUUAUUGCAUUCGUGUUGGAGAUUCUUGCUCUCAGUUCAGAAAUAUUUUAAGAAUCUGUUUGGGAGUAAUUCAAGUUUGUGAAUUGGUAGUGCAGUAGUGCUUAAAACGAUAAACAAUUUCCAAUUACUCAGUGUGCAGCAAUCUGAUGGAAGUUAUUAAGGAAAAAGUGUCCAAAUACAAAUGCAUUUGCAGUUGUAAACCAAGUUCUGGUAUGCAAAUAAAGAUUUAUUUGAAGCUGAUUUGUGGAGGUUUACGGAUCUGAAAUGGGCUUGUAGAAGUUCUUGAGCCAUCUCUACCCUGAUUCCCUCAAUCUCUAAAUAUCUGUAAACAGUUUAUAGGAAUUGGGCUCUGGAAUCUAUAGAGUCCGUAACUGAUAGCUCUUGAUAAACAUUUAUUAAUUAAUUGCUUGCAGUUCCCAGGUAAGCAAAAAGUUCUAGCAAAAAAUUUUUGGAGUCCUUUGUUAGCAGGUUGGGUUAACUAUUAUAUGUGUGCUCAAACAUGAAUUAGCAAAGUUGGGUCAAUUGUUUUCUUUAUGCCUGGUGUAAUUAUUCUUCUUCACUUAAUGUUUUAGGCCAAUUCUGCUUGUUUGUCUUGCAGCCGGGAUGUGUGAGGAAAGAAAUUCCACCGGGAAAAGUUGAGCAACAAUCCCUGUUUGCUUGUUGGGUGCUCUGUUGUCUUUCAAUUUCUCGGUAGCAAAUUUUAAAGUCUAUAAUUCAAUUUCGUCAUCUUUGCCAAACAUAACAGAGAGCCUUUGUUUUAUUGUCAGGAAUUUUUCUUUGUGAAUCAGAUGCUCUGGUUUUUGAAAACUGAUGAUUUUGCUUCAUCAGCUCUGUCUGGACCACCCUUCAGUGUCUUCACUACUUCCCGACAGCAUACCUCACCUUUAGUUGAGCCAUGUCCCUUAAGAUCUGUUAGGAUUAUAAUAAUUUACAUACUAGUGUAUAAAGUUGUACUGGAAGAUGUCUAGUGAAUUAUGUUUGGAGGUCUGAAAAUUUUGAAAGGCAUGUGACCUGAAUUUGCAUCUAUUUCUGCAAUACAAAAUGCAUUUUGUUUAUAUCA
Messenger RNA from Mangifera indica (mango), 2993 nucleotides. Its product is annotated as pentatricopeptide repeat-containing protein At5g11310, mitochondrial-like. NCBI's taxonomy places the organism in Eukaryota, Viridiplantae, Streptophyta, Magnoliopsida, Sapindales, Anacardiaceae. The transcript has 2 exons. The coding region runs from base 102 to 1910 and encodes 602 amino acids. The record is from RefSeq and is a predicted model, not a curated record. Gene Ontology annotation, molecular function: protein binding.